CUGAUGAUUAAUUAUAGAUUUCCCACUUAUCUUGUGGUUCGACACCGCAUAUAAGCCGCAGACAGAAUAAUGAUAGUUGGAAAUCUGCUCAGCUGCGGGACUGCAGAAAUUUUUUACGAUGGUGCUGCGAGUGAUGGCGAAGUGUGUCCUCUUCACAAUAUUGUCAAGCUUAUUUUUUCUCAGUGCAAGUUAUGGUGAGCCAGAAGUUACGAUUCUUCAGGGUAACCUGCUGGGCACGACUAUGACCACCAGAAAGAAUCGAAGCAUUAGUGCUUUCCUUGGGAUUCCGUAUGGCCAGCCACCGAUUGGAAAUCUCAGAUUUGCGAACCCCGUGGAAGCUAUAGCUUGGAACGGGACUCGGAAUGCCACUAGAGAUGGAAGCACAUGUCCCCAGGCAUUGGGCGGCAUAUCUGGCAGCGAGGAUUGUCUGUACCUCAACGUUUACACACCACAGCUUCCGAUGAACACAAGCACUCUGCUUCCAGUGAUGGUUUUCAUCCAUGGAGGAGCAUUUAUAUACGGCAGUUCAAGCUCUGCCACUUUCUCGCCAGACUACCUUUUGGAUUCUGAUAUCGUGCUCGCCCUACCGAACUAUCGACUCGGGGCCCUAGGAUUUCUGAGUACUGGCAACGAAGUAGCGGCUGGGAAUUGGGGGCUGAAAGACCAGAUCCUGGCCCUUAAGUGGGUGCAAAACAACAUUGAAUUCUUUGGCGGUGAUCCCAAUCAAGUCACACUUUUUGGACAAAGUGCUGGCAGCGCUUCAGUUCAUCUCUUGUCACUCUCGAAAGCGACGGAAGGACUAUUCCAUAGAUACAUAACGCAGAGUGGAUCGGCUCUGUCGAGUUGGGCCCAUUUGCCCAGUGCAUCAUACGCGAGCCGUGCUUUUCAGCUCGGUGGCUUCGUUGGCUGUGACAACGAAACCUCGAGUGCCUUGAUCGAGUGUUUGCGGACCGUGAAUGCCUCGGAUAUCGUUGCCUCAGCGUCAAAAUUCUACGUGUGGGAAUCGGUCCCAGUUGUUGUGUGGGGCCCGACUGACGAGCCAGACAUCGAAGGCGCGGUGCUCACCGACAGUCCCAAAAACUUGUUUGCCCAGCAUGAAUUUCGCGAUUUACCUUGGAUUGCAGGCAUAGUUCGAGACGAAGGGAUCUUGAUGACUGGAGAGUUUUACAACGACGAGGAAAAGUUUCGCGACUUUUGUGAUAACUUCGAUCUUGUGCUACCCGAGAUGUUGACCUGGAUCUAUCAGACAGACUUAGGAGCUGCUUGGGUCAAGGCUGUCAAAACGUACUACUUCAACGACGAUUUUACAACAAACUCAACUGAGCUGCUCACGAACAUGACUCGUCUUGUUGGCGACGCCAUCUUCAUCUAUCCAACCUUGGAUGCACUCCAACAGCAGCUCCCUCUGGCUGAGAAGAACCAGUACUUUUACAUGUUCAAUUACCGAGGAACCUACAGUCUCGAUGCGGGAGUACCCGACGCCGUUGUGCACACGGACGAUGUCAUCUAUCUCUUUCCAAUGAGGUCAUUUUUCGGAGGUGGAAAUUUGAGCGACACUGAUUACGAAAUGGUGGACAACAUGGUGCAACUCUGGACAUCGUUCGCGAUCAAUGGGACGCCAACGACCUUGGCUUCUGAGGGAAGCGUCACGUGGACUGAGUACUCGACGAUGGACAAUUAUCUACUAAUAGGCAAUCAGUCUGAAGUUACACUUUCGAUGGAGUACUCUCUCUUUGAAGAACGUAUGGAGUUUUGGGCCAGUUUGGUCCAUGGUUCCGAGACAUCUGCAGCUACAUUGGCGAACACCUCGACCGGAAUCUUGGUUCUUUUAUUUAUUUGCUCAAAGCUCAUGUAGU
Messenger RNA from Diprion similis, 1856 nucleotides. RefSeq names its product juvenile hormone esterase-like. The transcript has 7 exons. Gene Ontology annotation, molecular function: hydrolase activity. Lineage: Eukaryota; Metazoa; Arthropoda; Insecta; Hymenoptera; Diprionidae. Bases 119 to 1855 code for a protein of 578 amino acids. The record is from RefSeq and is a predicted model, not a curated record.